This is a messenger RNA of Eptesicus fuscus (big brown bat), 3393 nucleotides long. RefSeq names its product TEF transcription factor, PAR bZIP family member (gene TEF). Gene Ontology annotation, molecular function: RNA polymerase II cis-regulatory region sequence-specific DNA binding; DNA-binding transcription factor activity, RNA polymerase II-specific. Gene Ontology annotation, cellular component: nucleus. Gene Ontology annotation, biological process: regulation of transcription by RNA polymerase II. The record is from RefSeq and is a predicted model, not a curated record. The coding region runs from base 89 to 1042 and encodes 317 amino acids. NCBI's taxonomy places the organism in Eukaryota, Metazoa, Chordata, Mammalia, Chiroptera, Vespertilionidae. The transcript has 5 exons.
GUUGGCAGCUGCGGCGGGUCGCACGGCUCCGGCCUUUCUCGGGGGGCGGGCGGGGGAGGCGAGGCGCGCGAGCGGAGCGCGGAGCACGAUGUCCGACACGGGCGGCGGAAAGAAGCCGCCUGUGGAGCCGCAGGCGGGGCCAGGCCCAGGUCCGGGGCGCGCAGCUGGGGAACGGGGCCUGCCGGGCUCCUUCCCGCUGGUCCUGAGGAAGCUGAUGGAGAACCCCCCGCGCGAGGCGCGCCUCGAUAAGGAAAAGGGGAAGGAAAAGCUGGAGGAAGACGAGGCCGCAGCAGCCAGCACCAUGGCCGUUUCAGCCUCCCUCAUGCCACCUAUCUGGGACAAGACCAUCCCGUAUGAUGGCGAGUCCUUCCAUCUGGAGUACAUGGACCUGGACGAGUUCCUGCUGGAGAAUGGCAUCCCUGCCAGCCCCACCCACCUGGCCCAGAACCUGCUGCUGCCUGUGGCAGAGCUAGAAGGAAAGGAAUCUGCCAGCUCUUCCACAGCAUCCCCACCAUCCUCUUCCAACGCCAUCUUUCAGCCCUCUGAAACUGUGUCCAGCACAGAAUCCUCCCUGGAAAAGGAAAGGGAGACGCCCAGUCCCAUCGACCCCAGCUGUGUGGAGGUGGAUGUGAACUUCAAUCCUGACCCUGCCGAUCUGGUCCUUUCCAGUGUGCCAGGCGGGGAGCUCUUCAACCCUCGGAAGCACAAGUUUGCAGAGGAGGACCUGAAGCCCCAGCCUAUGAUCAAAAAGGCCAAGAAGGUCUUUGUGCCUGAUGAGCAGAAGGAUGAAAAGUACUGGACGAGACGCAAGAAGAACAAUGUGGCUGCCAAGCGGUCCCGGGACGCCCGGCGCCUGAAGGAGAACCAGAUCACCAUCCGGGCGGCCUUUCUGGAGAAGGAGAACACGGCCCUGCGGACGGAGGUGGCUGAGCUACGCAAGGAGGUCACUUGUGGAUACCACCUGAAUCUUGUUUGUCCGACUAGACUGGCCUCUAGGCCUGUUUCUCUUCAUCCAGUGAUCAAUCUCAGAUCUUGGAUUUAAAAGGAAAACCCCCCUCAUCUACGAAGCUUAAUUUCCUGGAGGCAGGAUGCACCUUCUGCAUGGUGUUCAGAAAACCAGCCUCCACAGCCCCCUGCGCUGCAGGCAGGGAGCUGGGCCCUGUGUCUCCAUUUUGUCUUGCUCUGCUCUCCAGUGUGGGCCAGGCCAGAGGAAAGCAGAAGAGGGCUUCCCAGUUCUUGGUUCAAGAUCCCUCCCCUGUGCAAGCUGCCUAGAGCCACCUGCUGGGCAGGACAGCCAGCCAGGGUCACAGCACAACUCACAGAACAGCUGGUUCUCGGGACAUUGAUCCACUAGAGUCUCCAGUCUGGGUCCCUGAAGAUGUGGGCCACCCACACAAGCCUGGCCAUGGUAUGUGGAGGGGUCCUUGCAGCUGUGGCUUCACUACCUCACAGCUGUUUUCUCUUGUGUCUGGCUGGACUCCUCCUUCUGCUCCACCUGGGAGAUGCAUUGAGGAAAUCUGUGGAAUGCUCUGUUCAUUGUGGCCAGCCAGGGCACCUGCAGAUAGGUGCGUUUAUUGGCUCAGGGCCAGGCAGCCUGUGGUUAAGAGGGGUCAGAGGUGACGGGUAUUCUUGGUCAUGUUUACCACUGGCUUUAUUUAAAGUGGUAGCUCCAAGACCCGGGCUCUGACCCCUAAAGACUAUAUAACAUGUUAGGACCUGGGGACGCCAUCCACUGGCCGUGGACCGCACCCAGGGGAACGCCAUGGCCCUCCGGGGACCUACAUACCCGCCUCUCCUGGGGACUUGACAAGGGUGCCUGAGGCCAAGGGAGGUCACGGACUCCCUCCAGGCCCCUGACUUUGUUUUGUGGUUCUAGAAAAACCAUGUUCACACUUUCCACUCUAUUGUAACCACAGCAGGGCAGUUGCAUCCGGCAUGUCAGUGUCCUGCCCUGGGCAGCUCGCCCGCCCGGGCACUCUCCCUCUGGUCUGGCGACCCACCAAGAGGGCAGUUCUCAUUUUGUUAUUAGUAGAAGAGCUUCCAGUGUAAAAGCUCUUCAUUUUCUUUGGCCAGAAAGUGUAUGGUUUGUGUUUUUAUUUUUAUUUUUUUUUAAAGAAUGGAGACUUAAUCUCUGAAUGGUGUCCAUGUUCUGACCCCCGUGGGUGGGAUAAUGGCCUGACAUCUCCUCUUUGUCCCACCUUCUGCCUGUUCAGCCCUCCCCUCCUCCCAGGCAGUGGGCGGCUGGUUCCUUCCCAAAGUGCUUACUUGGAAAGAAUGUGGCUGCUGGCCUCUUCUAGAAGAGCCCCUUUGAGCCGGGCCUAGCAGAGACAGGAAGGAGAUGUCCAGGGAGGUGGACAUGCUGGGGAAAAGGAGUGCUCAGGGAAGCGAGUCCUUGCAGGAGAGGGUUGGUGCCUGCUAGUUUCCAUCAUGGAAUUGGGAGUCUCCUUGACUCCCUCCUGGCCCCUCUCCAUCUUGGGGCUGACAGCCAAAGACGGAGGCUCCUUUGCCCAAAUCUUGGACAUCUCCUCAGAAGCACUGGAGGCCGGAGGAGCCAACGUCAGUGGCUCUCCCCGGGUUUGUGACGGGCUGGGAAGCACCAUCCCUUCCUCAGCGCCGUCUUCGGUUCCCUGGCAGCCGUGUUGCAACCUCCGAACAGACAAAUCAUGAGUGAGCUAGCAUGUUACAGGAAUGUAAUAAAUGUCUGUCUAGAUAGAGAAAUAAACCUAUUGAGAGAACUUUCACAAUGGGCAGCAGCCUUGUGGAGGGCCUGGGUAACUAUCACCCUUGGCCAAAGGUGGGGGUUUGCCUGUCUGGAUCCUGAGGUUGGAGAAGGCACUUAGCAGUGAACCUCGGUAAGUGUCACCCUGCCGGGCGGCUGCAGUCCUCCAUCCUGAGCGGGCGGCAGGCCUGGGAGCCAGCAGAAGAGGGCGCCUUUGUGCUGGGCAGCCCCCUACCCAGGCCCUGGGAGCUCGGCUUCGUGGAACACAGAGGGCCAAGAGCUCCUUUAACAUCUGUUAAUUAAGUGCAAUAAAUUUUUCUAGAAAAUGGCAAAGAUGACUUCCAGGUGGAUAUUGCUAUUUUGUGGUGUUGGGGAUGCCAGAUCACCACUUGGUUUUAUUUUUCUAAGUGCAUGUGAUGUGACAGGGUGUGGGGCUCUGCGCCCUCCCUUGGGAGCUGGGAUUCCAGCGAGCCCCUUUUUGUUCCCUGUGUCGGGGAAGGAGGCCAGGAGGGAACUCCUUCCUCCCAGCCGGCAACGGCAGAAGCAGACCACAGCCCGUUGGCCUUAUGUGCGUAUGUGCGUGCGAGUGUGUCACUGCUGGUGGGCCGGAGUGAUGUGGAGGGGAGGGAAGCCGGGAAUGUAACCUUUUCAAAACAAAAUUAAAUAUUUUGAGA